This is a messenger RNA of Galeopterus variegatus (Sunda flying lemur), 777 nucleotides long. It is a transcript of the gene ISX, whose product is annotated as intestine-specific homeobox. The transcript is spliced from 4 exons. Gene Ontology annotation, biological process: regulation of transcription by RNA polymerase II. NCBI's taxonomy places the organism in Eukaryota, Metazoa, Chordata, Mammalia, Dermoptera, Cynocephalidae. Gene Ontology annotation, molecular function: DNA-binding transcription factor activity, RNA polymerase II-specific; RNA polymerase II transcription regulatory region sequence-specific DNA binding. The coding region runs from base 1 to 777 and encodes 258 amino acids. The record is from RefSeq and is a predicted model, not a curated record.
AUGGAGCCCCCCGCAGUGGCCCUCCUCACAGCCACCCACAGCAUGUGCCAAGGUGAGCCCUGCUGUCCACAGGAUGUAGAGAGGAAGAGCCCGGGAUGCUGCGAGGCCCCAAAGGAGCCGUGCCUGUCCUUUUCCAUCGAGGCAAUCCUGAAGAGGCCCAGUGAGGGGACUGCCGUGGUUAAGCCAGAAGGCACAAGUGGAGCGGGCACUAGGCGAGCCGCAGCCACAGGCUCCCGGCUGGAAAAGCCCCCACAGGACCAGCCCCAGGAAGAGAGAAAGAGCAAGCGGAGGGUUCGAACCACCUUCACCACAGAGCAGCUGCACGAGCUGGAGAAGAUCUUCCACUUUACCCACUACCCAGAUGUCCACAUUCGCAGCCAGCUGGCAGCCAGGAUCAACCUCCCAGAAGCUCGGGUGCAGAUCUGGUUCCAGAAUCAGCGAGCCAAGUGGCGGAAGCAGGAGAAGAUGGGUGGCCUUGGCGCUCUGCAGCAGCUGAGUGAGGCUGACUUGGCCCAGCCCUCAAAUCUGGAUGUGGCUGGCCCCAUGCUGAUGCCCACUGCUCUACACAGGCUGGCUCCCUCCAUGGGCUAUUAUCCUCCUGCUCAAGGUCAGCUGACCUCUGCCUGGUUCCCUGCCUGGAUCACCCUCCUCCCCCAGUACCCAUGGGACAUGCAGCCUCACUGGGGCCCUGUCAUCCAGCAGACCUGCGUCCCUGCCCUCCAGUUCCUUCCACCUCCACACCCCAAAUGGGGCAGUUUCUGUGCCACUUCGACAUAG